Messenger RNA from Plasmodium gonderi, 6783 nucleotides. Its product is annotated as DNA-directed RNA polymerase III largest subunit. The record is from RefSeq and is a predicted model, not a curated record. Lineage: Eukaryota; Apicomplexa; Aconoidasida; Haemosporida; Plasmodiidae. The transcript is spliced from 4 exons. Gene Ontology annotation, biological process: DNA-templated transcription. Bases 1 to 6783 code for a protein of 2260 amino acids. Gene Ontology annotation, molecular function: DNA-directed RNA polymerase activity; DNA binding.
AUGUGGGGAGAUAUAGAUUUGGAUGAAAUUCGAGACUUGAUUCAGAAGAAGAGUCUAUGGAAAGGAUUUGUAGAAGAUGUGAAAAGUAACUGGGAAAUCAAAAGUCUCAAUUUUGGUAUAAUGAAUAAAGAAGAAAUUAUAAAAUGCUCGGAAGUGAGAAUAUUGAAUAGAGAAAUGUACAGAAAUAAUAGUGGAAUUCCAUACCCAUAUGGAGUACUAGAUUUGAAAUUGGGAGCGCAUAAAAGUAAUUCCAUUUGUGAAACAUGUAACAGAAAUUUUAUGAACUGUUCAGGUCAUUUUGGAUAUGUAGAAUUAAAUUAUCCAGUUUUUCAUGUAGGUUAUUAUAAAUAUAUAAUUUACAUUUUAUACUGUAUUUGCAAAGUAUGUUCACAUAUCCUUCUUACAAAUGAUAAGUUAGAAUUCUAUGCUAACCUGAAGAGGAGUGUAUCAGAAGAUAAAUCUCAUAAAAAACUUAUUUUUAAAAAAAUUUUGAAUAGUUGUAAAAAAGUGAGUAAAUGUUAUAGAUGUGGUCACCCUCAAGGAGUUAUAAAAAAAAUAAUUAAACCAAGUUUAGACCAAUUUAUGAAAUUAAAACAUGUAAUAAAAACAAAAGAAAAUGGGAAAAUGGUUAUUAAAGAAGAUGAUUUGAAUAGUUUAUAUGUACUAAAUUUGUUUAGAAAUAUGAAUCCAUUUCAUAUUAAACUUCUUAAUAUAGAAAAUCCGGAAAAAUUAAUUAUUACAGCUUUGUUAGUCCCACCCAAUACUAUAAGACCUUCUGUCAUAAUUGAUGAGCAUGGUACUGCAGAAGAUGAUUUAACAUGUAUACUUUCAGAAAUUACACAAUUAAAUAACACUAUUAAUAAUCAAUGCACAAAUGGAUAUCAGACAAAUCAAUUUUUGGGAAAUGUAGAAUUUUUACAAUUACAAGUUACCAGAUUUAUAAAUAGUGAUUCCCCAGCUGUAUCUCAAUUAUUAGCUACACAAAAUAUUUCAAAACCAGGUAGAGGAAUAUGUCAAAGAUUAAAAGGAAAAGAAGGUAGAUUCAGAUGCAACUUAUCUGGAAAAAGGGUUGAUUUCUCAAGUAGAACUGUUAUUUCACCAGAUCCAAACAUUUCCAUAGAUGAAGUUGUAGUUCCAGAAAUUAUUGCAAUGAGAUUAACUUAUCCUGAAAAGGUUAACCAGUACAACAUUGAGAAUCUAAAAAAACUGAUUAGAAAUGGAACUACCACAUGGCCAGGGGCAAAUUACAUUAUUAAGAAAAAUUCUAUCAAUUCAAACCUUCCCACAGAUUCUUCUUCACAUGGAGACACCAUUUUCGAUGUGGUCAAGCGGUACGUUGGCCAUAGAGGAGGAGGAGGAGGAAGAGAAGGAGGAGCUGGCUCGAAUAUCAAUGAGAAUUACAUCCAAGAUGAACUAGGAAAGUCUGCAUCAAAAACAGAUGUGCUAUUCCCUACAGGGACGAUGGCCACCCUCCAUUUGUCUACACCAACCAGUGCUGCUCUAAGUGGAACUGCUUCUCCAACUGGAAAUGCUGCUCCAACUGGAACUGCUGCUCCAACUGGGAAUGCUGCUCUAAGUGGAACUGCUUCUCCUUCUCCAACUGGAACUGCUUCUAACUGUGGCCCCGCCCCGAGAGAAAUUUGGAAACCCACGGAUUGGAGAAGAAAUGAUCAAGGGAUAAACAAAAUAAGUUUGAAAUAUGCAAAUAAAAAAUUUGUAAUUGAUAAUUUGCAAAUAGGAGAUACUGUGGAGAGACAUCUACUUGAUGGGGACAUCGUGUUAUUCAACAGACAACCAUCCCUGCACCGAAUGUCCAUUAUGAGUCAUAAAGCAAGAGUAAUGAAGUAUAAAACAUUUCGUUUUAACGAAUGUGUGUGCUCCCCAUAUAAUGCUGAUUUCGAUGGAGAUGAAAUGAAUUUGCAUGUACCACAAACAGAAGAAGCAAAAGCAGAAGCAUUAUACUUGAUGAAUGUGAAACACAAUUUGAUUACUCCAAAAAAUGGAGAAGUAAUAAUUGCUUUGACCCAGGAUUUUCUCUCUGCAUCAUAUGUUAUUACUAAUAAGGACACUUUUUUUGAUAGGGAUUCUUUUUGUUUAUUAUGUUCCUACUUCUCAGAUGCAAAAGUAGAUAUUGAAUUACCUGUACCUGCAAUAUUGAAACCAAAAGAAUUAUGGACAGGAAAACAAUUAAUUAGUGUACUUAUUAAACCGAAUAGAAAAGAAAAUACAAUUAUAAAUUUUGAAAUAAAAGAAAGAGAAUAUUCAACAAAAAAUGGUGAUUUAAAAUAUCUAUGUUUAAACGAUUCAUAUGUUUGUUUUUACAAAUCAGAAUUGAUAUGUGGUUCUUUGGGAAAAAAGGUAUUAGGAUCAUCUAAAUAUGGACUUUUUUAUUAUCUGAUUCAUCAUAAUUCUUCAUACAUUGCUUUAAAAAUUAUGAAUCGAUUUUCAAAACUUACUAGUAGAUAUUUUUCAAAUAAAGGAAUGACAAUAGGAAUUGAUGAUGUGACCCCAUCAGAAACACUUACUCAGAAAAAAAAAGAUCUACUUCAAGCUGGAUAUGAAAAAGUGAAUAAAGAAAUUCUUCUGUACAAUCAGAAGAAAAUGCAAAUUCAACCAGGAUGUACUCUUGAAGAAACAUUAGAAAUAAAAGUGAAAAAUAUUUUAGAUGAUAUAAGAAAUGAUGCUGGAAAAACUUGUAAUCAAUAUUUGCACUACUUGAAUAAGCCACUUAUUAUGUUUAACUCAGGAGCAAAAGGAGCCCUGAUCAACAUUGCACAAAUGAUUGCUUGUGUCGGACAACAAAAUGUUGCAGGACUUAGAAUUCAAAAUGGAUUCAUAAAUAGAACAUUACCUCAUUUUCAAUUUCAUUGUAAAGAUUCAGAAAGUAGAGGAUUUGUACAAAACUCAUUUUAUACAGGGUUAAAUCCAACCGAAUUUUUUUUUCAUACAAUGUCAGGAAGAGAAGGACUUGUUGAUACAGCUGUUAAAACAGCAGAAACUGGAUAUAUGCAAAGAAGACUAAUGAAAGCUUUAGAAGAUUUAUCUAUACAUUAUGAUUACUCUGUUAGAUCUUGUGAUAAGCAAAUUGUUCAGUUUAUUUAUGGAGAUGAUGCUUUAAAUCCGUCUUAUGUUGAUAAUAACAAUUCUUAUGCUAAUCAAUUCGAUAAAAUUUUCGAUCACAUUACAUCUAUUUCGUCCAGUAAUAUUCUGUUAUCAUAUGGAAAAUGUUCUUUGAACUGUUCCCCAAAGUUAUUGAAUAAACAUCCUGAGAAGCCACAUGCAUCUGUCGAAACGCAGCUAGUUGAUCAUUGUCCAGGAAUGGAGUCUCAUAUCGAUUCUACAGAAAAAGUAUUUUUUAAAAAUUGGAAAAAAUGUGAUUCUCUCAAAAGAGACAAUCAUCACAUCGAAAUGUAUAGAGAGAAAAAACAUAAUACUUCAUUUAUAUCGUCCAUUGUGAAGAAGAUAAUAUCAAAUAUAAAUUCAACAGAUUCGAUUCCAUUUAUACCCUUAUCACACGAUGAACAAUUGGUUAAGAAGGUUAUGCAGAAAACAAAACAGGGACUCACAAUGAGCUUAUCGGAUUUUGGUGCCCUACAAGAAAACGGGCAACAAAGUGAAAUACCCAUUUCUAACGCCUCUUCAACAUUUGAAGAAAAAGCAAAGAAAGAAAGAAAAAAUGGAAGCACCUGCUUACGCACAGAAGCAGAGGAUAAUUGCUGCGACGAACAUUGCUAUAAGCAUUGUGAGGAUUAUUGUGAAGACCACUGUGAAGACCAUUUUGAUCACCAGUGCAGCGAUUCAGAUGUAAGGAACCUUUUAAGAGAAAACUGCUUGCUUCCCCCACAAAAACACAAAUCAAUUGCACGAUUUGUAAACAAAUAUCGAAACGUGUUUGAAAUUAAAAAAUUGAUAGACAAGAACCAGAUCGUGCUGAGUGAGGCUGAAAAUAAAUAUGUUCUUGAAACGUACAACCAGAUGAGUAAAAAUGUUAGGAAGAAGAUCGAGAUAAUCAACAAUGUUUACAGAAUUGAAAAGGAAAAUAUGUGCAAAGAUAAGGACAAGUACCUGAAGGAUGGGUUCUGUAUCUCGUCGGGUGACGAAGAAUCCGUGAAACGGGUUCGGCACACCACUCACUGUGAAUGGGAAUAUUCAGCUGACAAUAGGCAGAACCCAUCCAAAGAUGAAACAAUUGGACAGGUCAGCUCGGAGAGAAAGCAUAAUGAUAGUGAUAAUGCUGGAGGUGAUUCUGGGAGUAACUCUGGAGGCAAUGCCGGGAGUAACGCUGGAGGCAAUGGUAUAGUGAAAAAAAGACAGGUCGAAUUUUCCCGCAGCCUGAACGAAGCAGAUGUGCUGUACAAAAAUAAGUUUUACAGACAAAUGGUGAAAAAUGUAGUAGCAUUUGUAAGUGUGUUUGAAAACGUGGAAAAGCAUAAGCAACAUUUCAUUUUACUUCCAUACGAAAUAAUUAAAUGGACAAAUUUCCUUUUAAAUUAUUUAUCAGAACUAGUACCAAGGAAUAUAUAUGUGCAUACAAAAAUAUCCCAAAGGGAGAAGGCAACUCAUCAGAAAAAUACACAUAGCAUGAAAAUAUACAUGGAAGAAAUAAAAAAAUGGCUAGUGAUUAAGGCAAUAAAUAUAUACAAAUUUUUUAAGCACAAAAAAGGUUUUCAAUUAAUAAAGCGCAAUGAUUAUUUUGAUUUUGUAUCGAACGCACACAUUUAUGACCCAUCCUUUCGAUACAUGAUUUACGAGUACUCUUUCAUAAAUUUGAAGCAGUUGUAUUUAUUUAUAUUUUUUAAUGUGGCCAAAUAUUUCAAAUAUAUUUCUUCACCUGGAGAUGCUGUCGGUUCCAUUUCCGCUCAAUCCAUUGGGGAACCAGGCACUCAGAUGACUCUCAAAACGUUUCAUUUUGCUGGUGUGGCCAGUAUGAACGUAACCCUGGGAGUUCCUCGAAUCAAAGAAAUCAUAAACGCAUCUAGCAUAAUCCAAACACCAAUACUGAACAUCCCUUUGCAAGUGAAGGACAACUACAACUUCGCGUUAAUGAUGAAAUCUAAAUUAGAAAAGACAACGAUUAGAGACAUAUGUUAUUACAUAAAAGAAGACUAUAGCACGAGGGGAAUAUUUCUAUCCAUAAAAUUUAAUGAAGAACUAAUUCAUAACUUAUUUCUAAACAUAAAUGCCCACAGCAUUAAAGAUAUUAUCAUGAAACAAAGUCAUAUUAACAAAAUAAAAAUUAAUAAAAUUUUAAUUGAUGUCGUGAAUGAUUACAAAUUACACAUUUCUUUGAAGAAUGAUGAAUUCUUGUUUUUCCACAUCGAAUCGCUUAAGAAGGGACUUUUGGAUUUGCUCAUAUAUGGAGACAAAGACAUUAAGCGUUGCAUCAUUAAGAAGGAAGAAGUGGAGAUAACAGACUGUGAGGAUGAGUCAUUUUCGAGUGACACCAAAAAACUUCAGGACAAUCCUCCACGCAUACCUAUUGGAAACUUCACUUGUUCGUCUAAAAAAUUGAGAAAGGGGAGUGAUACAGGAAAAACGAGCAAUUCUCACUUGGAGGAAGAACAAAUUCGAUCUCGAAUUGAUAACUCGCACGACAGUUUUGUUUCUACACAUCGGGUGAAGAAAGAACUCUUCCACGAGGAUAAGGGUGGAGGGAAGAAUGAGAAUGCUGUGGAGAAUAACAACUGUGAGAGUGGUGGGAACUGUGACAAUGAUGACAACUGUGAGAGUGACGCACUCAACGUGAAGCGCAGAAAAUGUAAAGAACUUAAGACAAAGAAGGAACAGACAGAAAAUGAUAACAAACCAAAACAAGAGACUGAAAAGAAAAAUGAAAAAGAGACCAAAUUGCAAAACAUUAUGGAAGAUUUUAAAAAUCAAAUAAGAGAAAAUAUUUCAAAAAAGAGGCGCAACAGACAAGAUGAUGAAAAUAAAACAUUCAUCAAUUUGGAUUCAAUUAAUAUUGAUUCAUUAAACUUGGAACACGUUGAUAUAGAUCACAUUAGGAAUGAAAAAAUAGAAUUUUAUGAUGAAAAUGGUAACUCCUAUAGUGCACUCACGAAUCCAGAAAAUUCAAAAGAAGAAGAAACAAAAAAAAAAAAAAAAAAAAAAAAAAAAAAAAAAACAAUAUAUUCAAUACUUGUAGAAGGGAAUUCCUUAAACUAUGUACUUGGUCUGGAGGGAGUAGACUUUAAACAUAUCAUUUCGAAUCACGUGAUUAAUGUUUUUCAGGUGAGUCUUUUUUUUUUUUUUUUUUCCACUCAGAAUUGUAGAUCCACUAUAGGAAAGCGCCUAAGUCAGGGUGUAUACAUAUCCUAUGCACGACUGAAAUGCAUCUCUUUUUCUUUCAAUUUUUUGCACACCAUUCAUCUUUGUUUCAUUCAUGACAAGGUGCUAGGUAUUGAAGCUGCCAGAGUGACCAUCAUUAACGAAAUUAAAAAGUGUGUUGAAGCAUACAGCAUAGACAUCGAUAUAAGGCACAUCAUGCUACUGGCCGAUAUAAUGGCCUUCACAGGAGACAUUUUAGGAAUUAAUCGCUUCGGUAUACAAAAGGCAAGACAUAGCACGCUCAUGCUUGCAUCCUUCGAAGAGACAAAUGAACAUUUAUUCGUGUCAUCAUUUUUCAAAAACAGAGACGAAAUCAACAACAUCAGUGAGAGUAUCAUUGUAGGAAAGAACAUCCCCAUUGGAACGGGCUCCUUCCAGCUUCUCUAUGAUUACAAAUUCAACAGAGAAGCAAAAAAACUAACCUUACUGGAAAGGGCUCAAAAAGAAAUGGCGUAA